Molecule: messenger RNA, 855 nt
Organism: Pipistrellus nathusii (Nathusius's pipistrelle)
Lineage: Eukaryota; Metazoa; Chordata; Mammalia; Chiroptera; Vespertilionidae
Source: the annotation of a GenBank genome assembly
AUGAGCAGCCCAGGAGGCGAGGCUCGUCCAAUGGCAGCGGAGCCGGGGGCGGGCCUUGCGUCCCCGCGGGGCGGAGCUACGGGGGCCGAGCCGGCGCGAGUGGCGGGGAUGUGCCUGCUGCUCGGGGCCGCCGGCGUGGGCAAGUCGCUGCUGGUGAAGCGGCUGCAGACUAUCCUUCCGGCCGGGCGAGGGCCCCGGGGCGGCGGGGGCGCCUGGGGGUGGGCGCGGUUUGGGGGGCACCUGGGGUGGGCGACGCGGGACUCUCCGGAGGCGGUCGGGGUCGGGGUCGCCCUGGGGGCUGGAGAGGGAGCCCGGGGGUCGGGGCGGCCUGGGCGGAGUCCGCCUCCGCUGCCCGCUGCCCCGCUGCCCGCUGUGGUCCUUGACCGCCUCGCACAGCUGAGCUCUCAGGAUGGGAAGGGCGACCUGGGCGAUCCUCCUCCGACGCGACCCACGGUGGGCACCAACCUCACGGACAUCGUGGCCCACAGGAAGAUCACCAUCCGGGAGCUGGGCGGGUGCAUGGGCCCCAUCUGGCCCAGUUACUAUGGAGACUGCCGUGCCCUCCUGUUCAUGGUGGAUGCCUCCAACCCCACCCAGCUCUCGGCGUCCUGCACGCAGCUCCUGGGCCUCCUCUCCGCAGAGCCGCUCGCAGACGCACAGGUCCUGAUCCUCUUCAAUAAAACUGACCUGUCCUGUUACAUGACCGUGGAGGAGAUGAAGUCGUUAAUCAGGCUCCCAGACAUCAUUGCGUGUGCCACGCAGACCAUCACCGUGGCAGACGUCAGUGCCCGGACGGGCACGGGCUUGGCCACGGUGCUGCAGUGGCUCCAGGACACGCACGGAGCCGGCCGGUGA